UUAACCUGGUAUUUCUGUUAAUCUUUUAUCAAACAGACCGAUUCAACCUGAGAAAAACUACUUUCCCUACAGCUAUCAAAAUACAAUGAAAAGCCAAAGGAUUUCAUUUUAAGUCAGCGACAAUGGAGUAGAGAUGAUGCGAGAAAAUGUCAUCAGAGUUGAUGUGGUAUAAGAAUUAUAACGGCAUUAUGAGAGAUUCGUCGAUAUGGUGAAACGAUGAAUCUAAUGAUAUGGCCCCUGUUUUCAUCACGUGGGGCGGCUAAACGUUCCUUUUCUCCAAUCCGUUGACUUAAAACAAAUAUAAUUUCACUGGUUUGUUUACACAUAGAUAAAGCAUCAGAGUAUAUUUCAACCCAGACUUGCCUUUCAUAUUGUGUUAAUUAUUUUUUUGUCUUGGUGAUAAACGAAGGUGAUGAAUGAUGGCUGAAGAACAGACAGAACCGUCCACUUCCGGUACACAGUCGUUAAACACGCACCCAACCUUAGAAACUCCGCCGAGUAUGAAAGACAAGGACCUCAGCGAUUUAGACAGCACAGACGAAGAAACACCCAACAAAGAUCAGACGAAUGAUAAUGACGACAAAAUAAAUAACACGGACACAACUGAUAAUAUUAUAGACAGUGAAAAAAACAAAAAUAAGAACGAUGAGAAAAAUAGUUCAGAGACGGUCUCUGUGGACAAAACCAACAACAGUUUAACAACUGAAAACAAUAAUGACCUGAAUGACACCGAAGACGACAACCAAAUAGAGGAUGAACCAGACACUCAAGCUUCAGAAAAGGAUCCGAAAUUAGAGGUUAUGGAAUUAGAAGAAAAGUCCAAAGACGUGGAAACGGCCACCCCAGCAGAUAUAAGCUAUCCUAUGACCAGGUUUCAGAUUUUAAAAAACCUAGCCGUAGUCAGUCUCGGUUUCUUUUGUCUUUUCACUGCUUUUAUUUCUAUAAGUAAUCUACAGACUAGUCUAAAUAUAGACGACGGAGUAGGGCCAGGUAGUUUAUCCAUUAUAUAUGGUGCCUUGGUUCUAUCUUGUAUGUUCUUACCGCCAUUUAUCAUUGCCCAUCUAGGAUGUAAAUGGACUAUUCCUCUUUCUAUGAUUGGAUAUGUUCUAUAUAUGGGAGCUAACAUGCACGCCAUCUGGGCUCUGAUGGCACCAGCCGCAGUUCUACUAGGACUAGGAGCAGCACCGUUGUGGUCAGCCAAAUGUACUUAUCUUACUCAGACUGGUGUUUGGUAUGCGCAAAUGACAGGACAAAGCAAAGACGCAGUCAUCAAUCGUUUCUUUGGCAUCUUUUUCAUGACUUUUCAAGCAAGUCAGAUCUCUGGUAACUUGGUUUCCUCCCUUGUCUUUAGUCAGAAUAACACCGACUUAAACUUAUCGAACGAUAUGUUACAGAGAUGUGGUGCCAACUUCGACCCCCGAAUACAUUCCAACAAUACUAACCUGGUCAGGCCUGAUGCUGACAGGGUUUAUAUUGUUUGUGGAGUAUAUUUAGGGUUUGCCGUUUUAGCUGCCAUCAUUGUUAUUUUGCUUCUUGAUAAAUUACCAAUAGAAAAAGACAAAGAUGCGAAACCGUCAUUCAGUCUGUUAAUUAGCACAUUUCGUCAUCUAGCAACAAGUCCAGCUCAAAUGUUGUUAAUACCUUUAACAGUAUAUAGUGGAGUGGAACAGGCUUUCUUUGCCGGCGAUUUUACCAGAUCGUAUGUGACCUGUUCAUUAGGAAUAUGGAAUGUUGGUUAUAUCGCUAUAUGUUAUGGUAUUGUAGAUGCAUUUUGUUGCUAUACAUUUGGACGUUUAGUGCAGUAUGUUGGACAUAUACCUUUCUUUAUUCUUGCUGCUAUUUUACAUGGUUGUGCACAGGUGGUGAUGUUACUAUGGACGCCUGAUCCCAGUGUAAUAUAUGUUUACUAUGUACUAGCAGCCCUAUGGGGAAUGGGAGAUGCCGUCAUUCAAACACAAAUAAAUGCAUUGUAUGGACUGCUGUUUACAGAUAAUACGGAAGCUGCUUUUGCCAAUUAUCGAUUAUGGGAAAGUGUUGGUUUUAUUUUUUCAUUUGCGUACAACGAUUAUAUUCCUACAUAUAUUAAAUUAUAUGUAUGUAUGGGUGCAUUGUCUGUUGGUAUGGCCGGAUAUAGUGCUGUAGAAUUCUUACAAAGAAACAAGUCUUCAAAGUCUUAUAAUAUUUCUGAUUAAAGUUUAACAUUAUAAA
Patella vulgata (common limpet) is the source of this 2208-nucleotide messenger RNA. RefSeq names its product protein unc-93 homolog A. Lineage: Eukaryota; Metazoa; Mollusca; Gastropoda; Patellidae. The record is from RefSeq and is a predicted model, not a curated record. The coding region runs from base 417 to 2192 and encodes 591 amino acids. The transcript is spliced from 7 exons.